Molecule: messenger RNA, 1032 nt
Organism: Lachancea dasiensis
Lineage: Eukaryota; Fungi; Ascomycota; Saccharomycetes; Saccharomycetales; Saccharomycetaceae
Source: the annotation of a GenBank genome assembly
AUGAGCUCUACAACUGGUCCCAAGUUGGUGUGUCUUGGAAAUCCAUUGCUGGACAUCCAGGCCACUGUUUCGGAUGAAUAUCUGGCUAAAUAUGAAUUGAAGGCUAACGAUGCCAUCCUUGUGGACGCCAGCUCGAACGAGCCCAAAAUGGCGAUUUUUGAUGAGCUUUUGCAGGUCCCAGAUGUCAAGUUCAUCGCGGGCGGGGCUGCUCAAAACACCGCUAGAGGCGCUGCCUACAUCCUAGGUAAGGGCAAAGUCGGAUACUUCGGAUCUGUUGGCCAAGAUAAGUUUUCUGCCAAGCUUUUGGCCGAGAACGAAGCUGCAGGUGUGGUCUCUUACUACCAGGAACAGUCGGACGUCGGCACCGGUAAGUGUGCCGCUUUGAUCACCGGCCACAACAGGUCUUUGGUUACCGAUUUAGGGGCUGCUAACCACUUCACUCCUGCCCAACUUGAAAGACACUGGUCUGUCGUUGAGCAAGCUGACUUGUUUUAUGUCGGUGGCUUCCACUUGACCGUGUCGCCAGACGCGAUUGUCAAGCUUGGGAAACACGCUCAGGAAACCGGCAAGCCUUUCGCGUUGAACUUGAGCGCCCCUUUCAUUCCACAAUUUUUCAAGUCUGCGUUGGAACAGGUCUUACCAUACACCACUUACGUUAUCGCCAACGAGUCUGAGGCCGCCUCCUACGCCGAAGCCUUUGGUGUCGAUGCCAAGGCUGACGACUUGGUUGCGAUUGCCAAGCACAUUGUUGGGGACUCCAAGACCAGAACUGUGAUUUUCACCCACGGUUUGGAACCUACCGUGAUUGUUUCUUUCCAAGGUGAGCAAGCUAUUCCUGUCAAGGCCUUGCAAGAAGAGAGCAUCGUCGACACCAAUGGUGCCGGUGACGCUUUUGCUGCUGGUUUCAUGGCUGGAUUGACUGAAGGUAAGACUCUCAACGAAUCCGUUGACAUGGGUCAAUGGUUGGCUGCUCUCUCUAUCCAAGAGAUCGGUGCCACUUACCCAAGCGAGAAGUUGACCUACCAAAACUAG